This is a messenger RNA of Ambispora gerdemannii, 408 nucleotides long. NCBI's taxonomy places the organism in Eukaryota, Fungi, Glomeromycota, Glomeromycetes, Archaeosporales, Ambisporaceae. The record is from the annotation of a GenBank genome assembly.
AUGGAGAAAAUUAGAGAAAAACUUAAUAAUUUAAUAAGCAAAGAACAAGCGGUCCUAUCGCUUCAAAAUAAAAUCACACUUUUGGGAGCGGAGAAUAAUCGUAUAGAGAAAAAAGUCACGGAUGAUAAGCAUUUGAAGGAGGAAGUCGAGUCGAAUAAGACUACCACCGAGGCACUUCAGCGAAAGGUUGCCCUGCUUGAAAGUGAGUUGGAGAACACUGAACAGAGUUUACGAGACACAACAGAGAAACUUCGGCAAACGGAUGUUAAGGCCGAACAUUUCGAGAGAAAAAUGCAUCAACUCGAAGCUGAGAUAGCUGAUUUGGAGAAAAAAAGAGAUAAAUUUGAAGAAGAGCUCUCACAAAAAAAGAAAGAACUUGAAAAUUUAGGGAACUUUGAUGAUAUUUGA